GGCUGUCUGGGACCUCCAUCAUGGGGAAUUCCCCUUCUCCAUGCCUAAAAGUAAGCUCAGCUGGGCCAGCCUUCCUGCAUUUGGGGAUUGCAGGCACAGAGCUCCCGCUCUGAAGGGCUCUCACUCCCCCCCAGCCCCUCCAGGACUCAGCCUGGGAUGCCUGGCUGGGAGGUAGGCGACUGAACAGCAGGCAUGGAUGGGAGAGGACCCUAUCAUAUCUAUGACCCUGGUGGGAGCUCAGAGGAGAAUGGAUCCACGGCCUUGGAGCGGCUGGUGGAGGAGAACGCCCGGCUGAAGGAGAAGAUGCAAGGGAUCAAGUCUAUCGGAGAGCUUCUGGAGGAGUCCCAGGUUGAGGCAUCCAAGCUGCGGCAGAAGGCAGAGGACCUCGUGAAGGACAACAAAAUGCUGAUUGGAUCAUCUUCCUUGGAGAACUUAGUGGAAACUGGAGCCGUCGGCCCUGAUCCCAGCUUUGUACGGGCAGCCCCAGGCAGUGCCCAGCCGGAUGUGGAAGCACGGAAAUCACCUCCGAGUGACUUGGAGCAGCCACCAACUGAGGAUGCCAACCUGCUGCCCCAGCUGCAGCAACUGGAGAACACACUGAGUGGCUGUGCCAAGGAGGCCAGCAAGGACCAGGUCUUUGUGCGCAUGGGCUACAUGGCCUCCGAGCUCAAGCGCUUGGCCUCCAAGGUGCACAAGAAUGAGCAGAGAACAUCCUUCCUGCAGACGCUGUGUGAGACCCUGCACAGUGAGAACAAGGAGCUGCGCACCAAGCUGGAGCACGACCUGGAGCAGAGAAACCAGGCUCUGGAGAAGCUCAGGUGUGAGAACCAGGAGCUCCGGAGGAUGGUGACUCUGAGCAGCCAGGACAAUGGGAAGAGGGAAGCUGCUGAGCAGCAGCAGCAGAGCGGGGCCAUGGUGGAGAAGGCGCCGGGCAGAGAAGAGCUGGAGGCCAAGGAAAAGAAGGUGAAGAUCCUGGAGCACCAGCGCAGGGAGCUGCUGGAGGUCAACAAACAAUGGGAUCAGCACUUCCGCUCCAUGAAGCAGAAGUAUGAGCAGAAGGUCACAGACCUACACCAGGAGCUGGCUGAGGCCCGCAGGGCAGUGACCGAGCUGGAGUCAGAGCGGGAACAAAAGCAACGAGAUUUUGACCGCAAGCUGCUCCUGGCCAAGUCCCGGAUCGAAACAGAGGAGGCAGAGAAGGAGAGGCUGGGCAUGGAGGUGAGGGACCUGCAGCAGAGGAUGCGGUUCCUGCAGGAGCAGCUGGCUCCUGUCACCAGGCAGCGGGAAUACCAGGAGAAGGAGAUCCAGAGGCUGAACAAGGCACUAGAAGAGGCCCUGAACGUCCAAGCCUCUCCACCACCCAUCUUUGCCAUGGAGCCAGCAGGGAAGCUGCCACAGCAGGAGCUGCUGACCCAGAAUGAGCUACUCAAACAGCAGGUGAAAAUUUUUGAGGAAGACUUCCAACGGGAACGGAGUGAUAGGGAGAGGAUGAAUGAGGAGAAGGAGGAGCUGAAGCAGCAGCUGGAAAAGCUGCAGAAGCAGUUGGUCCUCUCCAACAACCAGCUGCGAGCCUCCAAAGACGACUGCCAGAGGGAGAAGGAGGAGAAAGAGAAGCUGAAGAAGCUGCUGAAACAGCACAAACAGGCUUCUGGAGAGAGGCUGCACCCCGAGCCAGGGCCAGGGCCGCUGGGCCCAGCCUGCCCCAUGUACCAGUACCAGUACAGUCCCCCCAUGGCUCACCCCAUGUACCACGGCUACGAGGAGUGGCAGCAGAUCCGAUACCCGCCAGCCAUGCCGGGCGAGCACACGCAAGGACAGAACUUCCACCAUUUUCCCCCGCCCGAGUGCCCCUGGCGCCCGCCCUGUGCCAUGGCUCGCAGCCAGAAUGCCCAACCAGUGGCCGGGGUGAAACCAGUCCCCAAGGACUUGGGCAGGUCCUGGAUUGCCCUAACGCCGAGGACCGGCCACACUCCAACACCAGUGGAAGACGAGUAGGGUGUGUGUAUGUGCCCAUGUGUGUGUGUCCAGGAGCUUCCUCCAGCUGCCAAGGCCUGUGCAAGGACAUGUGCUGCACGUGGGGGGCUCAGCAGCGCCUUCCCCCAAGGAAAUCAUGAAGGAGGGACUAAAGCUGGCAUUGUGGUGGCAGCCAGCAUGGGGUCAGUCCCCUGCGGCCAUCCCCUUCCCCACGAGGAGCCUGGCCUGGCAUUGCUUUUGACCCAAGCCAGGUCUUCAGGGAAGAGGAGCCAGUGCUUCCCAGGAGCUGCCCCAAUCCAGAGCCCCUGGAGGCGCGGGUAACAGCGGGGACUCUCCCGGUGGUGGGAGACCCCACACUCGCAGGCAAGUGCUGGCCGCAGCCCUGGCCCAGCCUGAGGGUGGCUGGUGUCUUUGUAUUUAUUUAAGGACUGAAGUGUG
Molecule: messenger RNA, 2412 nt
Organism: Catharus ustulatus (Swainson's thrush)
Lineage: Eukaryota; Metazoa; Chordata; Aves; Passeriformes; Turdidae
Product: TNFAIP3-interacting protein 1-like
Exons: 17
Coding region: 193-1995 (600 amino acids)
Biological process (GO): regulation of transcription by RNA polymerase II; negative regulation of canonical NF-kappaB signal transduction; cellular response to lipopolysaccharide
Source: RefSeq, a predicted model, not a curated record